AUGGUCGCACCGUGGUUCUACGAAGAGGGCUGGGCGCCGUCGCCGGUCCCGUACCUCGAGGGUACGCUCGUCUUCGUCGUCGCCGUCUACGCCUUUGAGACGUACUUGGACUACCGCCAGCACGCCAAGCUGCACGAAACGUCGUUGCCACACGCGCUCGCGUCGGCCAUUGCGCACAUCGACGACGCGUCAGAUGCAAAGGCGCCAUCGCUCUUGGCGCAAACACAGGCCAAGUUUGAGAAAAGCCGUGUCUACAGCCUCGACAAGAGCCGCUUUGGGUUUGUCUCUGGCGCGAUCCACGAGCUCGAGGGCGUGCUCUUGCUUCUCGGUGGCUACUUGCCGUUCAUGUGGGCUCUCAGCGGCCGCCUCGCCGGGGCCUAUGGCGAAAUUCCGCAGUCGCUUCUCUUCGCCGUGCUCACGUCGCUCAAAGACGUGGUCUUCAACAUCCCGUUCGAGCUCUACUCUGUGUUCGUCCUCGAGGAGCGCCAUGGCUUCAACAAGCAGACGCUGCGUCUCUUCUGCACCGACAAGCUCCAAGGCCUCGCGUUGAGCGCGGUCUUUGGGCUCCCACUGCUGGCGGCGCUACUGGCGCUCAUCCAAUGGGGCGGCGACGCGUUUGUGUUGUACGUCUGGCUACUCACGUUUGGCUUCACGCUUCUCAUGCUCACCAUCUACCCCGUGCUCAUCAUGCCGCUUUUCAAUACGUUCACGCCGCUGCCCGACGGUCCGCUGCGUCGCCGCAUCGAGGCGCUCGCUGCACAGUUGCGCUUCCCGCUGACCAAGCUCUUUGUGUGCGACGGCUCGAAGCGAUCGAGCCACUCGAACGCAUACAUGUACGGCUUCUUCCACAGCAAGCGCAUCGUGCUCUUUGACACGCUCCUGACGCAAGCCAGCGACGACGAGAUCGUCGCGAUCCUCGGGCACGAGCUCGGGCACUGGAAGCUCUGGCACACGCUCCAGGGAUUUGCGUUCCAACAAGUCUACGUCGUUGCGCUCUUUUACGUCUUUGGCCGGUGCAUGCAUGACGUGGCACUGUUUCGCAGCUUUGGCUUUGCCGCGACGACGCCGGCACUGCCCGUCAUGAUUGGCCUCACGCUCUUUGCGCAGACGCUCUGGGCUCCGGUCGACAAGAUCCUCUCGUUCCUCCUCACGUACAACACGCGCCGGAACGAAUUUGCCGCCGACGCGUUUGCCGUGCAACUGGGCCACGCUGACGCGCUUCAAUCGGGCUUGACCAAGAUCUCGCUCGAGAACCUCGCCAACAUGAACCCGGAUCCAAUGUACUCCGCGUACCACUAUAGCCAUCCGCCGCUGCUCGAGCGGCUCAGUGCAAUCGGCGCCGUCAAGCACAAGAUGCUCUAA
Saprolegnia parasitica CBS 223.65 is the source of this 1362-nucleotide messenger RNA. RefSeq lists its product as hypothetical. The record is from RefSeq and is a predicted model, not a curated record. Lineage: Eukaryota; Oomycota; Saprolegniomycetes; Saprolegniales; Saprolegniaceae. Gene Ontology annotation, biological process: CAAX-box protein processing. Gene Ontology annotation, molecular function: metalloendopeptidase activity. The transcript is spliced from 3 exons. Gene Ontology annotation, cellular component: endoplasmic reticulum membrane. The coding region runs from base 1 to 1362 and encodes 453 amino acids.